AAGGCUUUUUUUUGUCUCUGUCCCCGUUAUGUGAUCCCCACCUGCCUGUGCGUCUAUGAAGAGGAGAGGGCGGAAGCGAUGGUGAAGUAGCGCGGGAUGCUGUGGAGUGAAAACAUCGUGGGAGGAAGGCUCAGAGCGAACCAGCGGGUGGUGAAACGCGAAUGGCUUCGCCAGAGCUGCUUUCUGCGAGAGGCAAGCAGACCGAUCUUCCGGACGUCCUUGACCGGGUUUCCAGCGCGCUGCUGCAUGCCCGAAAGACGGGUGGAUCAACAGGAGGAGCGCUCCCAGAGGAGGGCGUCUGUAACCCGGCCCGCACCUGCCAUGGCCGGUGUCAUUCAGCACCAAGGACGGCGCCGCGCAGGGGAGGCGCAGAGGUUAAACUCGGUCACCUCGGCGAGGAGAAAGUAAAGGUUUGUUGCGACGAGGAAUUAGAGACAUCCUUCACCUAUAUUGAUGAGAAUGUUAACCUGCGACUGGCCAGCCCGGACACUAAAAGUACUCACAGGCCCGUGCGCAACGGCGAGCCUUGCUCUGAGACUUUACCGGAGUUUUCCUUCAUGUCCGAGGACGACCUCUCCUUCGGAGAGGGCCCCGGGACUUCUAUAGACUACGGGUUUAUCAGUGCAGUCACGUUCUUGGUGACCGGGAUCUCCUUGGUGAUCAUCUCCUAUGCGGUGCCUCGGGACGUGGUGGUGGACCGUGACAGCGUGUCGGCGAGGGAGAUGGAGAGGCUGGAGAUGGAAAGCGCGCGGAUAGGGGCCCACCUGGAUCGGUGCGUCAUAGCGGGGCUGUGCCUGCUCACGCUGGGCGGCGUGGUGCUCUCCACGCUGCUCAUGAUCUCCAUGUGGAAGGGGGAGAUGUACAGGAGGAAGGUCAUUGCUUAUUCCAAGCGCUCCGCCAAAUUGUACGGCUCCAUCAGCCUGAAAACUAGAUCCAGCCCCAGCCACUCUUCUGCGCACUUGUCCCUGGAGGACAUAGAGGAAACUUUAGCUUAAAAUGCUCCUCUAUGUAUGAACCCUUUGUGUAUAACAGGAAUUAAUGCCAUUCACACACAUUAUCUAACAUAGUGUAGCCUAAAACUGUAUUUAUACAUUCAAAGUCUGCAACAUGUUUUGUCUCAUACUGUAGAAAUAGCUUAAAUACUGUAUUGUGCAUCCACGUGGCAAACAGAAAGGAGAAGAAAAACACUCAAAUGCAAAGUAAGGAAUUGCCAGAAGAAAAAAAACAUCAUGUUUUAUCUUGGGCUGCAACUAACGCUUAUUUUCAUUAUCGAUUAAUCUGCAAAUUAUUUUCUUGAAUAAUCGCUUUGUCUUCGAAAUAUCAGAAAAUAGUAAAAGAUGUCCACCCCAGCUUCUCAAAGUCCAUGGUGAUGUCUUGCAAUGUCUUUUUUUGUCAGUCCAAAACCCAAAGAUAGUCAUUUUAAUAUGAUAUAAAACCUACAUUCAUACAUCAGGAAAUCUCCAUAUCUGAGAAGCUUAAAAUAUUUUCUUCCUUUUUAUGCAUGAAAAAUUACUUUAACGAUCAAUCAAGCAUCAACAUAGUUAGCGAUAAUUAUGCUGUCGGCUAAUCGUUGCAGCUCUAGUGGUAGCAAAUAGUUUCCCAAUGACUUACAAUGGCUCCAAACCACAAAAGUGACUCAAGAGAAUGUUAAUAGCUUUGUGUCACAUACACGAUCACGUUUUUUUUUGUACCCAGGAUGCAAUCUCUGAGAGCUUCCAUUUAUUAUUAAGGCUAUUCAUAUUUAAUGUGACUGUCUCCAACAGCAAAAUUGUGCACAGACACUUUUCAGGAAGCGAGGGGAAGUGUGUGUCCGCAGGGCAGGAGAGUGGAGGAGAGAUGUAAAGCUGUCCCUGUCCACUGUGAUGUGGGAGCAUCAGCUCAGUGGUCCACAUAGUAAUAUCCAGUGACAGUCACUCUGGUACAGUGCUGAGGUAAGCCAGUAAGCCCAGCGUCGUGCAUCCGAGCCAACGCUCCACAUCGGUUUGUUUGGAGUGAGCAAUUUGACUGCAUUUGACUGUGCCGAAACACACCUCUGCACUGGCUUCCUCCUUUCUGCUCUCCUCCUCCUUUUACCUCCAUCUUCUCUCUCCCACAGGAGACUUUCCUUUCUCCUGCAGUGUUUCAGCGCUCACCUCAACCUAUGAACACUUGUAUAUUCACACUAAAAGUAUGUGGAAAGGGUCCUGGACGACCACAGCCAAGUGCCUGUGACAUUUCAAGGUUGACAAGCCUUUUCCUUACCUGCCUCCUCUCAUUUUCUCUACGUGAGGAUGGACUUAAGAACGCCUAAUCACACAUGAAAGAGUUGCCCCACUUCCCAAAACCUUAAGCCUUCACUACUUCAAAGAGCUAAUUACAUUAACAAAGUGAGGUAUCAUUCUUUUUAAAAGGGUAUAUUUGAUGUCAUCGCGGUGAUUCACCGAAUAAAAUAUUGCUGAUGACACAAAAAGCUUAGGAAAAGAGGUUUAUCAUGUGCAGACUUGCUAAAAAAAAUGUUAAUGCCCAGACAAGUUACAAAGCAACUUCCUGUAACAUUUUCUAUGGUGCCUGGGUCUAUAAUGCAUUAAACACAUGCUUAUAAUGCAUUAUUAUAUGCUUAUAGUGCUUUAUAAUUACAAUUAUAAGCUCUCAUGAAUAUUCAUAAUGCUUUAUACAAAUAAUCACAACACGUUAUGAAGCAUUUUUGAAUGACGGAAAGGUCAAGUAUCAUAAUACUUCAUAAUUGUCACUUAAUUCUAACAAUGAUCAUAGUGUAUUGUAAUUUUUUGAUAGUUGUAAUACAUUAUAAUCACUGUGAUAAUGCAUAAUAAUAUGAUUAUUAUAAGUGUUCAUUGGGUGCUUUAAGUGAAUAACAUUCCUGAGAUAUAGGCAUUUAUAAUACAUUACAAGCUGGUUAGAAGUUACUAUAAGUAGUCAAUAUUUGCUUUAAGUAAAGUGAAGAAAUAUCAUAAUAUCUAUGCAAGAGCAACACGCAAAAUGUUGUAAAACCUAUGUAUUUGUCAGAACAGAAUUUCCAAUUUGACACAACCUUUUGAUGAACAACAACUGAAUAAUGGACAUUUAAAUUUCGCUAAUGUAAUGUUUCCUCAUAAAACAGACUUCACAGUGAAAAAGGUUUAAACCUUUCCUGUAGCUGUAUAUUUUACUUUUAUGUAAACGUUUAUUCACCAAAUGAUCAUUAUAAAAUAUUUUACAAUAGGUUAUAAUUAUUGCAAUAAAGCAUUAUGAAUAUUUAUGAGUGCUCAUAACUAUUUAUAUACAGUGUUAUGAACAGAUAACACAUUAUAAUUAUGUUUGUAAGGCAUAGGUGUGAUAGAAAGAUCUAGAUUUGAGUUUCUGUCUUUGCUCAGGCUCUUUCUCCCAUGCUGUCUGAAGAGAAGAAAGAAGAAUAAAGAAUAAAUAAUGCCACACAAUUCUCUUUAAAAACAUUUUUCAUGUAGGCUAUCCUAUAGGCUCAUGAAUCAUGCAGGAAGCACUAGAAUGAAUUAUUUGCAUAUAUUCAUGUACACAGCCAAAGACAAGCGUUAAUGAUUCUUAUGCAGUGUCACUGUUACCUUGGUUUCUGCUCCUUUCAUUUCUCAGGCUUUUAGUCCUUUUCCAAGGCUUAUAUUCAGAACAACAUGAGUGAGCCACUAAUAAUGAGAUGUGUAGGCUGAUUGCUCUAUGGUAAACAGCUCGAGGCCACAGCGCUGUUGUGUUUUCCUUCAGUUGCAUUGCUUCUUUGUGUACUGUCACAGCCAGUCCAUUGCACAGACUGAUGAACCAGUCAAGUGAAAAGACUGGAUCACGAAAGAAGUAUCAAGCCGGCAUUAUCAUUCAAAAAACAUUUGUUUGCAGCAAUGAACUAAUGCAAGUUUGUGUUAUUACUGUAUCAUCUUCUGUGACCACAGAGCCGACAAGUGUGUGUGCAUCCCUGAAAAACAGCCAUUACAGUACGUCCUGAAAUGGCAAUAAAAUGCCCAAUGAACAGAUUUCCAGUAAAGGUAAUAAAAAUUAAUGAACCAUA
This is a messenger RNA of Cottoperca gobio, 4006 nucleotides long. RefSeq names its product transmembrane protein 74 (gene tmem74). The record is from RefSeq and is a predicted model, not a curated record. The transcript is spliced from 2 exons. NCBI's taxonomy places the organism in Eukaryota, Metazoa, Chordata, Actinopteri, Perciformes, Bovichtidae. Bases 162 to 995 code for a protein of 277 amino acids.